This is a messenger RNA of Cylicocyclus nassatus, 289 nucleotides long. The record is from the annotation of a GenBank genome assembly. Lineage: Eukaryota; Metazoa; Nematoda; Chromadorea; Rhabditida; Strongylidae.
AGUUUUGCAGCAUAAUGCCACCCGUUGCUGCACAUACCGGCGUGCCCGGCGGGCAACCGACAUGCUUUCAGAAGAUACGAUUGGGUUUCAUGAUGGGUUGUAUGAUUGGUGGUGCUACCGGUGUUCUUAUUGGUGGUUUUGCUGGCUUACGGAUGGGCUUGCGAGGAAAGGAGUUACUCAAACAGACGGGUAAAAUAGCCUUCGGUGUUGAUGUAAGCGAUAGAUCUGCAUAGAACAUCAGAAUUGUUACGUUACUAACAGUCAACUUUUUGUGCAAAUUGUAUUUUUU